AUGGUGACCUUUCCUGCAAUGGGGCAUUGCAUCCCAUCUCUUGACUUAGCCAGAUUGCUCGCUUCACACUCUCUCGCCGUCAGCUAUAUCACCACUCGUACCAUAGCACAGCGUCUACAAGGUCUCAUGGACGAAUCCAGCCAGCAUAUUCAGCUGGUCGGCCUAAGUCCUCCCAACGCCAUUGAAGGUAUGCCUGAGGGACGCGAAAGUAUGGAUCUUAUACCACGGAAAUCUGCGUCCGUCGUUAUUUCCUUCGUCGAGAGCCUUCGAGACCCUUUCGAACGGUGGGUCGAAGAGCAGGGCAGUCGUCGACCCGUGUGUAUAUUUAGCGACCUGUUCAUCGACUGGACUGUGCACUCUGCGGAGAGAUUUGGAACUAUUAGGGUCAUUUUUGCCCCUUGUGGGGCUUUUGGGACCUCUGUAUUUCACGCCAUCCUUGGCUCCAUAACCACAAACACGCUGCGGAAGGAGGGUGAUAUUGUUAUACUCGAUGGUAUUUUAUCAUCUGCAAUCAAAUUUACCAAGGAACAGAUGCCUGAGAGAUUUCUUCAACUAGAUCUAGCUGACCCAAGUAUAAGGUUUUUAAUGGGGACGAUGCGGUCAAUUAGUAAAUGCUGGGGAAUGCUCGUCAACACGUUCGACGAGCUCGAGCCUCGUUAUCUUCAGCACUUGAAAAACAUACUAAACGGUAAACCCCUUUGGUCUGUUGGUCCCGUUGUUCCUUUGGGUUGUAUUGCUAAUACGAGGGGGAAAACAGCGGACAUUAGCGAGCAUAAGUUAGUGCAAUGGCUAGAUUCUAAGAGCCCGUCUUCGGUUAUCUAUGUUUCAUUUGGAAGCCAGGCUUUUCUUUCACAAGAGCAGACUCAGGUACUGGCGAGGGGUCUUGCAGCCAGCCAUCAGCCUUUUGUUUGGUCCAUCAAAGUUUCCCCGGAAACUGUAUCUGCAGACUCAAACCAAGAAGAAUUUUGUACUUCGUACCUUCCAGAAGGGUUUAUGGAGAGAGAUAAUGGAUUGGUCAUAUGGGGAUGGGCACCACAGCUUGUCAUUUUGUCCCACCCAUCUGUGGGUGAGUUCAUGAGCCACUGCGGGUGGAAUUCGACUCUUGAAAGCAUUUUGAUGGGCGUCCCAAUGGUCACAUGGCCGAUGUUCGCAGAACAACAUUUUAACUCUAAGCUGGUGACUGAGGAACUGGGCAUUGGUGUCCAAUUUUGCCAAAACCUGGAUGCGAUUCCUUGUGAGGACAAGGUGGAGGAAUCUGUAAGACUUGUCCUCUGUACUGACGAAGGUACAGAGAUGAGGAAUCGUGCUUUGAAAUUUCAGAGAAUGGCUAAACGAUCUGUAGGAGGAGGGUCUUCGACCUUAAAUUUACAAGCUUUUGCUAUUGAGAUGCAUAAGCUCAUGAAUUUAAAAGGUGAAGAUAGGAUUGAGGAUGGAUAUGAUGUAAAUGUCUGA
Cryptomeria japonica (Japanese cedar) is the source of this 1452-nucleotide messenger RNA. RefSeq names its product probable UDP-glucosyl transferase 73B6. The record is from RefSeq and is a predicted model, not a curated record. The coding region runs from base 1 to 1452 and encodes 483 amino acids. NCBI's taxonomy places the organism in Eukaryota, Viridiplantae, Streptophyta, Pinopsida, Cupressales, Cupressaceae. The transcript has a single exon. Gene Ontology annotation, molecular function: UDP-glycosyltransferase activity.